This is a messenger RNA of Toxotes jaculatrix (banded archerfish), 2469 nucleotides long. RefSeq names its product interferon regulatory factor 4a (gene irf4a). The transcript is spliced from 10 exons. Gene Ontology annotation, biological process: regulation of transcription by RNA polymerase II; immune system process. NCBI's taxonomy places the organism in Eukaryota, Metazoa, Chordata, Actinopteri, Toxotidae. The record is from RefSeq and is a predicted model, not a curated record. Gene Ontology annotation, cellular component: nucleus. The coding region runs from base 76 to 1503 and encodes 475 amino acids. Gene Ontology annotation, molecular function: DNA-binding transcription factor activity, RNA polymerase II-specific; protein binding; RNA polymerase II cis-regulatory region sequence-specific DNA binding.
AACAAAUCAAGAUGCGAUAACGUUUAAGAGAAGGGCACCAAGAGCUUCAAAACAGAUUUCAGCGGGGGAGCUCACAUGAUCAAAGAGAUGAACCUGGAUGAAGACAGCGCCCUGUCAGUCAGUUGUGGCAACGGCAAACUGAGACAGUGGCUGAUUGAUCAGAUCGACAGCAGGAGGUAUCCUGGCCUGGUAUGGGAGAACGAUGAAAAAACCAUUUUCCGUAUUCCGUGGAAACACGCGGGCAAACAAGAUUAUAACAGAGAGGAGGAUGCUGCGCUCUUCAAGGCAUGGGCAAUGUUCAAAGGAAAAUAUAAGGAAGGUGUGGACAAGCCGGAUCCCCCCACAUGGAAAACUAGGCUACGCUGUGCUCUUAAUAAAAGCAAUGACUUUGAUGAGUUAGUAGAAAGAAGCCAACUGGACAUCUCAGAGCCCUACAAGGUCUACAGAAUCAUUCCAGAGGGAGCCAAGAAAGGUAUUCAAGGAUUGAAGAUGGGCAAUAUAGAUGAGACACCAUCACAUGUAAAUGCCCUUGGCUACAUUCCUCCAUAUCCACCCCUGCACAACCAGGUACCCUUUAUGGUUUCUCAGGAGAGAAGGGACUGGAGGGAUUUCUCACCGGCAGAGCAACCACCUCUUCCUCCACCACAUCACCAUGGGCCACAUGCAGAGCUGCAGUAUGGGCAGUGCCACUACUCAUCAGCAAUCAGUCGGCCUUGGCCAGGGUCACACACAGAAAAUGGUUUUCAGCUCUCCUUCCACACCUACUUUUCAGAGUCACAACAACCCAUGUAUACAAUGGACCACAACAAUCCAAUAACAGAUUUCAGCCUGCAUGUGUCCCUAUACUACCGAGAGUCUUUGGUGAAGGAAGUUACCACCACCAGCCCAGAAGGUUGCCGGAUCACCUCUUCUUCCUCUUCCUCUUCUCCAUCCUCUUCCUCACGCUCUUCCCCAUGCCCAGAGGACAAGUUUCACAGUGGGGCAGAAAUCAUCCUUUUUCCAUUCCCAUAUCCUGAGUCUCAGAGGCAGGGUGCUGAGAUGCUUCCAAACAUACUAGAAAGGGGGGUGCUUCUGUGGAUGAUGCCUGAUGGGUUGUACGCUAAGCGCCUGUGCCAGGGACGAGUAUACUGGGAGGGACCUCUGGCUCCUUAUAUGGAUAAACCAAACAAGCUGGAGAAGGAGCAGCCAUGCAAACUGUUUGACACCCAGCAAUUCCUCAUGGAGCUUCAAAAUUUUGCCCAUAAUGGCCGACAUCUACCGAGACACCAGGUGGUGCUAUGUUUUGGAGAUGAGUAUCCUGACCCACAGCGGCCAAGGAAGCUGAUCACGGCACAGGUGGAGCCAGUGUUUGCCAGAAAACUGGUGUUCUAUUAUCAGCAGAACAAUGGCCACUACCUGCGGGGCUAUGAUCAUGUCCAGGAACAGAACACAUCUCCAGCAAUCGACUAUCCUUCCCAGAGACCUCUACAGCAUAUUCAGGAUGACACCCACAACCAGUGCUGACAGAGAGACGGAGGCGGUCAGAGUGACAGCUCAUGGGCCGUGUUGCGUGAGAGUGACUUGGGCUGUUCUCAGACUCUGUGUGGUCUGGGUGUGUGGUCUCCAGCUGACGGGCAGGGAGGAGGACGAAAGAGCCCUGUGAGAAUAUGUGUGUGUGUGUGUGUUCAUGCCUGUGUGUGUGUUCAAGUGUUUACUUUAUCCAGAGUCAGGUCCAGGCUCUCUGUAGCCACGGCUUAACUAGAAAGCUCUGCCUUCCGCCACUCAGCAGCCCUGGUCUGAAAAAUAAACACACAUUGCCACCACUCUGACAUGGCUCAUCUAAGGAUAAUUUUUAUCCAUGUAUACACUUAUGGGACCUGAGAGACCUUUAGGUUAGAGGGUCUUAGACUAGUGUGUAAUUUCUGAAACUAUAGCCUUGUAUCGUGUACUUGUUUUACAUCUUUUCCAACGAAUACUGGAUUAGAAAUUGACACAAUUUCUAAAUCAAUCUCUCAACUGAAAAUAGUUUGUGUACAUUUUACAUUUUUACAUAUAUUUAUAAGUUUAUUAUAUAUUGAACUUUUAUCCUUUAUAUUUCUUCUUUUCCAGUCCUUAUUUUUUUGCUCUAGUCUUUUAGCACAAUCUUGGGAGCAUUUCACGAGACCUAUUACUUCUGUAUUUGACAAAUAAAUCUCUGAAUCCUUGAAUCCUAAUUGAUGACAAGAUUCUUUUUCUUUAUUUAUACUCUUCCUUUACAUUUAAGGCAUGAAUAAAUGUUGGUUGCCUGGCUCAGCACUAUGAAUAGAGCCAUUUUUCAUUGCAUCUGAAAUAUUUCUUCCAUGUUCAAUGAAUCCAGGUUUUUUGAUUCAGUUUUCUUCUCUUCUUUUUUUUCUUGUUUUGUGAAUAUUUUGACAAGUGUGUUAUAGGUGUAUAUUAUUAAUGAAAAAAUCAAGUCAAAUGUAAUGUCUUAAUUUAAUUUGCAGUAUGACC